Molecule: messenger RNA, 1992 nt
Organism: Rhipicephalus microplus (southern cattle tick)
Lineage: Eukaryota; Metazoa; Arthropoda; Arachnida; Ixodida; Ixodidae
Cellular component (GO): nucleus
Molecular function (GO): exonuclease activity; metal ion binding; nucleic acid binding
Source: RefSeq, a predicted model, not a curated record
GGCCGAGUGGCACCGGUGGCGAAUGCGCCGCUGCUGGCGGCGGCGCGCCGCUCUGCUUUAGCCCAGCUGCCUCAGGGGACGCGCACUGCAGCUCACGUGGUGGCCUCCCAGCCCAAGGGACAGCCCAGGGUGGCCCACGUCCCAGCCCUGGUCCUGUCCAAGCGUCCCACCAUCCCGGCCGAGUAUGGCAGCCGAGUUCCGACGGCUGUGCGCCAGCGCUACCUCAACCUUUUCCUGGACGAGUGUGCCAAGUGCUGCAGCACCGAAGACGAAGCCAUCCAAAAGGCGUUGUCCGAGGAGAAGCAGACCUACGAGCGGAGCUCAGGCAAGACCGUCUACCUGAAUGUGGCCGUGAACACGCUCAAGCGACUGCGCCGAGAGUCGGCCCAAGACGGGGGCGCGUCCUCUGCUGGCUCUAGCUCCUCUGGUGCUGGCACCUCUGCUCCCGCGGCAGCGCCCGUCCAGCCCACCAACCGGGUGGUCUCGCACGAGAUGGUGCUGCAGGGUGCCCGAGCGGCACGCACAAGCUUCAGCAUUGAGAAGAACCGCUAUCGCAAGCCACCUCCGGAACUGACGGAGAAACGUUUGUAUGAGCUGUUGGAGGUGUACCGGAUGACCCCAGAGCAGCUUGCGGAGUACAACUACCCGCGACCGCAUCCAGCGGAGCCAGGGCGUGCAGUGUUCGCCGGAACUGAUGGCCGUCAGUACUCAAAAUCAAAUGGUUCGGUGCUCCGAUGCAGCCGGUGCGGUGCCACUUUCUCGCUGACGGAAGACGGCGACUAUGUGCGCCCCGAAGAGUGUGUCCACCACUGGGGUCGCCUCUGGAAGAAGCGGAUUGCGGGAGCCCUGGAGAGUCGCUACAGCUGUUGUGAGGGUGACGGGGAGUCGGACGGUUGCUGUGUUGCCAAGGGUCACGUGCACGAGGGCCCUGAGCCGAGUCAGCUGACUGGUUUUGUGUCGACGCUCGCCAAGAGUCCACCACCUGGCGGAGGUUGCCCUGGAGUGUAUGCGCUUGAUUGUGAAAUGUGCUACACGUCCGAAGGAGUGGAGCUCACACGAGUCACGGUGGUCGGCUGGGACCUGAGGCCCGUCUACGAGAAGCUCGUGAAGCCGCGGGGACAGAUACUGGACUACAACACGCGGUUCAGUGGCCUGACAGAAGAGGACAUGGUGGGCGUGAAGACGAACCUAAGGGAUGUCCAGGCUGCCCUGCUGGCCCGUUUUUCGGCCGACACAAUCCUCUUGGGCCACAGUCUCGACUCGGACUUGCGCGCCCUGCGGCUGAUUCACGAGACUGUCGUCGACACGGCCGCCGUGUUCCCCCACCGACGGGGACUCCCUUACAAACGAGCCCUGCGUACCCUCAUGGCCGAACACCUCAGCAAGAUCAUCCAGAAUGGAGUGGAUGGUCACGACAGCCAAGAAGAUGCAGCCGCCUGCAUGGAGCUGAUGCUGUGGAAAGUGCGUGACGACCUCAAGAAAGGUGCACGAUGAUCGCUUGGAUGUCUCCAGCAAUACCAAACAUGGCUGCUAGAAAGAGCAACACUCGAUCCACUUCGCUGGAGCAGGGAGUGUGACCGGCCUUGUCCGCUGGCGUUGCGAAAAGACUGCACUGUUGGCUCAGGCGGUUCAUGACAAGCUGCUUGCUAAGAACAAUUAUAGAAGUGUCAGAGUAUUCAAAGCCUGCGGUGGUUUCAGAUUACCCCGGGUUCGUCCCCACCUGAGAACCUGCCUUGCGAGAGCAAUGCUAGCAGUUCUCACAGACGAAGUUGAGGCACACCCUGAAAAAACCACGUGUAUUUGAUUGCGUUGAAAUAAUGCUUCAUCCACCUAAACUUUGAAAUGGCUGCUCUCGCUCUAAAAGCAGUGUACUGAUUCAGAAGCGAGUGGGUUUGAACAAAUUCUAAAGCUUUUACAGAUAUGGGGGCAUGGAAAAAAUAAAUGUCUGACAGAAAAAUUUUAUCCUUAAAUUAGGGGAAAAGAAGCAUGAGU